AGGUACCGAGGCAAAAAAAAAAAAAAAAGGAAAAAUAAAUAAAAAUAAUCCUAAAGGAAUGAGAGAGAGAAGAACGGAACGCGGCGGAGGAAAGCGAAAAGGGGUUUAAAAAAGGGAUAAAGCAGCGCUGGAGGAGCAGCUGUGGCAUGUGGGCACCGCCGGCACCAACAGGUAGGAGGAGGAGGGCAGGGGCUGGCGAGCCGGGGCUGCCGCAGCAGCAGAUAUUUUGAUGGCAUGACAAAUCAGAAAGAAGAGGAUGUACUGUAUGACUAGACACCAGAUCAGUUCUGUUUGUGGAUUACAUUUUCAGUAAGAUGUAUGGAUCUAUUUUUUCCUUGUUCUUAUAUAUAGAUCAUGAGACUUGACUGAGGCAAUAUACAUAUCAUCCAUCCAUCUAUGGCGAACUACAGCCAUGCAGCUGACAACAUUUUACAAAAUCUCUCUCCUUUAACAGCUUUUCUGAAACUGACUUCACUGGGUUUCAUAAUAGGAGUCAGUGUGGUGGGUAACCUUCUGAUCUCCAUUUUGCUAGUCAAAGAUAAGACCUUGCAUAGAGCUCCUUACUACUUCCUGUUGGAUCUUUGCUGCUCAGAUAUCCUCAGAUCUGCAAUUUGUUUCCCAUUUGUUUUCACCUCUGUAAAAAAUGGCUCUACUUGGACGUAUGGGACUCUUACUUGCAAAGUGAUUGCCUUUUUGGGGGUUUUGUCCUGCUUUCACACUGCUUUCAUGUUGUUCUGCAUAAGCGUCACCAGAUACUUAGCUAUUGCCCACCACCGUUUUUAUACGAAAAGGCUGACCUUCUGGACUUGUUUGGCCGUUAUCUGUAUGGUGUGGACCCUCUCUGUAGCCAUGGCUUUCCCCCCAGUUUUAGAUGUGGGCACCUACUCGUUCAUUAGGGAGGAAGACCAAUGCACUUUCCAGCAUCGUUCCUUCAGGGCUAAUGAUUCUUUGGGAUUUAUGCUUCUUCUUGCCCUCAUCCUCCUAGCCACACAGCUUGUCUACCUCAAGCUGAUAUUUUUUGUUCACGACCGCAGGAAAAUGAAGCCAGUCCAGUUUGUUGCAGCAGUGAGCCAGAACUGGACUUUCCAUGGUCCUGGAGCGAGCGGUCAAGCGGCUGCUAAUUGGCUGGCUGGAUUUGGAAGGGGUCCCACACCGCCAACCUUGUUGGGAAUCAGGCAAAACGCGAACACCACAGGCAGGAGAAGGCUACUGGUUUUAGACGAGUUCAAAAUGGAGAAGAGAAUCAGCAGAAUGUUCUACAUCAUGACAUUCCUCUUUCUGACCUUGUGGGGUCCCUAUUUGGUAGCCUGUUACUGGAGAGUUUUUGCAAGAGGGCCUGUAGUACCAGGGGGAUUUCUAACGGCCGCUGUCUGGAUGAGUUUUGCCCAAGCUGGAAUCAAUCCUUUUGUCUGCAUUUUCUCCAACAGGGAGCUGAGGCGCUGUUUCAGCACAACCCUUCUUUACUGCAGAAAAUCCAGGUUACCAAGGGAACCUUACUGUGUUAUAUGAGGGAGCAUCUGUAAAUCUUUAGCCUUGUGAAACACUACCAUUCUCUGCUAAGCAAUUGUGGCCUGUAGCCAUGUCUUGAGAAGAAAAUCAAGAAUGGGAUGUCAGCAGUUGUAAGGAUUUGGGCAACAUUCUGCAGUCUUUGCAAUAGCUCACCUCUAAUCCUAUUUUAAACCUAAACAUGUUCCUGCUGACCACUGCUGAAGGUUUGUAAUUAAGAACAAAGGACUGAACUACUGCCCUGAAUUCCUUUAUGUGGUUGAAAUCUAGAUUAUGAAAGUAGCAGGUGCUAAGUAUCAGUGCUAAAUGCUGUGUAUAUCACUACAUAAAAUAAGACCAUCAAAAAGAUUAGCAUUGGACAUCUUAAUAAAUUAAGUUGAUAUGAGGUUAAUGUGUUGAUAAAACUAAUUUUAGACAUCUGAAGACCUUUAAAACAUUUCAUACAAUUAUUGUUUUGCAAAGACUGAAAACUGGGGACUCAAGUACUGUAACUGAUUAAAGAUGUGCCAUGCAUUAUUGGAUUAUCACACUUACAAAUCUGUUUGCCUUGUGAGUAAGUUUUGGGGAGCAUUCCAAAGCAGUAUUUUUGUUCGGAUUUAGACUUUUCUUUUUUUUUCUUUUUUUUCUUUUUUCUUUUUCCCAAAUAUAUUACUCUUUCUAAAUACCAUUUUCCUUAAUGGUGAAAUUACUAACAUUUAACUGUAUUCUGUGGGUUUUGCUGAUUUGGUAUAAAGUUUAAUAGACUCUUAUUUAUAUUUUUUAAAAAGCUAGAUAUCAGUCUGUUAGGCAACGUUAAUGAUAAUAUCCAGUCAUAAUUGAACAGUUAUAAUUAUACAGAAUAAACACAUGUUGCCUUAAAGGGUUAUCUAGUAUCUUCCAUUUUGUUUAGCAUUGAAGCAAAUAAGCAAGGAAAAUUGAAUCAGUAACUCUGGUCAGUCAUUUGGGAGUGCAUGAGAGAUCACUUAGUCCUCUUUUUUCCUUUUUACUCCAAUGGUUCCCAAAAUCAGUAUGCACCUCACUGGGAUGAUAUGAUUUUUUUCUAGGUGUGCCGCCCUUUCUAGUUUGUUCUGAGAAACACAGGCAGUUGAUGUAUGUUUAUAUUUUAAGACAGCUGUCAUGGGGAGACCGCAGCCUUAGUAUGAUAUCUUGCACAAUUUGUGAAGCAUUUAUUCUACUGAAGGCACAGUCUUGUUUAUAUUUUCUGCACAUUUUGGUGUAUUGGUUGUUUUAAAUUAUUUAAGUUUUAACUUGUGAAAGCAUAUAAUAUGAUUUCUUAGUAUUUUAGAAAUACAUUAGAGUCUGUGAGUCUUUCCUUCUUUAAGAUACAGAUGUGUGGAUUUCAAUAUAAAGUUGCAUUUGCCAAAAUUUACCUGUGUAGCUUGUUAAUUUUCUUGGAAUAAAAUUUUACAUUUUUCCAGUUAUACAAUUAACCUUUUUUAUUUUGUCUAGUGAGCUAGCAUGAAGUACUGAGAAUGUAGCCAUUAUGAAUUAUUAUCCUUUGCAGUCACUGUAUUCCCAAACUGUAAAUGCAUGAAUGAUGGGGACCACAGGAUUGAUAAAUGAUAUUAUCUACAGUAGCACUAUUGUGUAGUUUAUCAUAAUUACCCAUCUAUCUGUUCUAAUAUGUCAGUUAUAUUUAAAGUUACAACACAGUAUUUGACAUUAACUUCACGGUUUAAUUUUGGAAAAUGUGUAUAUUUGAAGCACAACAUCAUGAGUCAGUCGAUCGUAAAGAACAUUGAUUUUUUUUCUUAAUUUUUUUUGAGAGACAAGACUAGAGGUCUUAAUUCACUAUUGGUGUAUCUUGUUCUUUGUUGUAGUUUUAUGACCAGCAAGUUAAUAUAUACAUACACGAGCAGCAGUCAAUAAUGGAAAUGCUUAAAUUUGUAUGAUAACAUUAUACAACAUAUGCAACAAUUCAGAGAGUUGUGUCUAUAUGUGAUCAGACAACUUGAUCAAAGAUUUAGUGAGCAAUCUGUUUGACCUCACUUACACUUUUAUACUGAGGUUGAUUGGUUGAGAGGCAUGGCUUAAUAUACUGUGUUGAAACAGAAAACUUGCUGAAAUACCAAGUCAUCAUCAGUACAAGGAUGUUUCAGAACGUAAUUUGAAACGGGACCAAUAAACUUCCACCAAAAGGACUUUUUUACUACACCGAAAAGGCUUUGAAAUUAAGGUAGUUAAGCAAUUGUCAAAGAUAGCAGGAGUGCAUAAAAACUGAAUCGUAUGUUGAGAAAAAUUCUGAAAGUUAUCCCACUUAAGUUUAUUAAAAGGUUGAUUGGCAAUAACUUCAGUCUAAUUUCUAUAAAAUAGUAACCUUUACAAGGAACAUUGAUAUUACAUAUUGUAAUAAAGAAGUACAUAUAAAUAAAGUUGUAAAUAGUGUUAUAGUUGUAGAAGUAGUCGGUUCUG
Molecule: messenger RNA, 3918 nt
Organism: Cygnus atratus (black swan)
Lineage: Eukaryota; Metazoa; Chordata; Aves; Anseriformes; Anatidae
Gene: GPR85
Product: G protein-coupled receptor 85
Exons: 2
Coding region: 397-1509 (370 amino acids)
Biological process (GO): G protein-coupled receptor signaling pathway
Cellular component (GO): plasma membrane
Molecular function (GO): G protein-coupled receptor activity
Source: RefSeq, a predicted model, not a curated record